CUGGUUGACCGAUUGGUGCGUCUUGGGCAUCAGGUGAUCGUGCUGGACGAUCUAUCCACCGGCAAUUUGGAGCGGCUCAAUCCGUCGGCGGAGCCGUUAUACGGUUCAGUCGCGGACGUGGACGCGGUGGUAUCCGCGACCGAGGGAGCCGAAGUGGUGUUCCACACUGCGGCUUGGGCGCGUAUCGAACGAUCGAUAGCAGACCCCGUUGGGACCCACCAAGUGAACGUGACCGGCACGCUGAACGUCUUGCGCGCGGCGCAGGUCAACGGCGUGAGUCGGAUGAUCAACUCGUCGUCUUCCAGCGUGUACGGCGACCAGCCCACCCACCUGAUGCGCGAGGACAUGGCGCCCAACCCGAAAUCACCAUACGCGCUGCAGAAGCUGAUGGGUGAGCAGUACGCGGACCUGUUUGCGCGCCUGUUCGGAAUGUCUGUCGUGUCGCUGCGUUACUUCAACGUCUAUGGUCACGGCCAGCCGUCGCAAGGUGCGUAUUCGCUGGUGAUACCGCGCUUUCUGCGGAUGCGGGAGGAGGGCAACCCCCUCACCGUGUACGGCGACGGGACGCAGACCCGAUCGUAUACCCACGUUUCCGAUGUGGUGGAAGCGAACAUAUUGGCCGCUACCGCCGAAUUACCGGCAGGUGAGCACACGGUGCUCAACAUCGGGACCGGACAGGAAACCUCGGUGAACGACAUAGCGGCCGCCAUCGGCGGUCCGGUUCAGCACAUCGUGCCCAAUCCCAGGCGGGAGUUUGAAGAGGCCCGCAAGGCAGCCGAUUACUCAAUCGCUCAGUCGCUCAUCGGAUGGGAGCCUCGAGUGGCGUUUGCCGACGGCAUCAAGGACCUUCUCGAAUAG
Geodia barretti is the source of this 858-nucleotide messenger RNA. The record is from the annotation of a GenBank genome assembly. Lineage: Eukaryota; Metazoa; Porifera; Demospongiae; Tetractinellida; Geodiidae.